GAAAAAGAGAGUGCAAUUAAUGGAGAAUCCUAAGAAUUGUUCAAGAACAGGCAAAGAUGUUUCUCUUCAAGAACUAAAGGAACGACUUGCUGAGUUUGCUCAAGUUAGAAGAUGGGAUCAACACCACAGUCCCAGGAAUCUUCUUCUAGCACUGGUGGGAGAGGUAGGGGAGCUAUCAGAGAUUUUUCAGUGGAAAGGAGAGGUUGAAAAAGGUUUACCAAACUGGAGUUGUGAAGAUAAGGAGCAUUUAGAGGAAGAGCUAUCUGAUGUUCUGCUAUACCUUGUUCGUCUCGCGGACGUUUGUGGGUUGGAUCUUGGACAAGCUGCACUCUCUAAGAUAAUCAAAAACUCUAAAAAAUACCCAGUUAACUAAUCUACAAGCCAACCGAGUAGCAGCCUUAAUAUGUUGUUGCCUUCUUUAUAUGUCAAAUAAGAUAUCUGUUUCAGGGUCAUGUAAGCAACCUUGUUCUUCUACAUUGCUUAUGCAAGCAGAUUAUGAAUGAAGCGAUAAUCUCGUCCGAGAACUUCGGCAUACA
Tripterygium wilfordii is the source of this 536-nucleotide messenger RNA. Its product is annotated as dCTP pyrophosphatase 1-like. Gene Ontology annotation, biological process: nucleoside triphosphate catabolic process. Bases 20 to 373 code for a protein of 117 amino acids. The record is from RefSeq and is a predicted model, not a curated record. The transcript has 2 exons. Lineage: Eukaryota; Viridiplantae; Streptophyta; Magnoliopsida; Celastrales; Celastraceae. Gene Ontology annotation, molecular function: nucleoside triphosphate diphosphatase activity.